Messenger RNA from Momordica charantia (bitter melon), 523 nucleotides. RefSeq names its product cytochrome C oxidase subunit. NCBI's taxonomy places the organism in Eukaryota, Viridiplantae, Streptophyta, Magnoliopsida, Cucurbitales, Cucurbitaceae. The record is from RefSeq and is a predicted model, not a curated record.
CGCAAAUCAAAGACAGCCUUUUUUUCCGCUCCUAAAAAGCCUAGGCAGCGAGCCGAAGACCUCGAACAGUUUCUAUAAUCCGGCGCCACCCAAUCGCUUGGAUCUCGUCUGAUUUUUCUCUGUUUUCAAACUAGAGAAGCAAAUGACUGCUGGUAGGGUGGCUCACGUCACGCUAAAAGGACCGAGUGUCGUCAAGGAGAUAUUGACAGGAAUGGGUCUUGCUCUUUUUGCUGGUAGCUUUUGGAAAAUGCAUCAAUGGAAUGAGCAGAGGAAAGUGAGAGCUUUCUACGAUCUACUCGAGAAGGGUGAGAUCGGUGUCGUUGUUGACGAAGCAUAGAUUCGAUUACACUCUAUGAUGAUCAUGUAGAACACAUUUCACCAGCUUGUUUAUCAUUUUUUGAAAACCUCUUCAUUUUGCUCUUGGAUUUGACAUGACAUGUUUAUGUUUUGCAACAAUUUCUGCAAAUAAGACAUGAGAGACACAGUUUGCUGAACUUAAUAAACCUUGUUUCAUGAUUUAUUA